Dermacentor silvarum is the source of this 1636-nucleotide messenger RNA. RefSeq lists its product as uncharacterized. The transcript has 2 exons. NCBI's taxonomy places the organism in Eukaryota, Metazoa, Arthropoda, Arachnida, Ixodida, Ixodidae. Gene Ontology annotation, molecular function: protein binding. The record is from RefSeq and is a predicted model, not a curated record. The coding region runs from base 157 to 1335 and encodes 392 amino acids.
AGAUAGCGCGCCUCGUAGCCGCGCGACCAGGUGACACCGGUUAGCGGCGGUAUUUUCAGCGUUGCGUCAUCGUGCGAGGUUUAUCGCCGCUUCGAAAUCGAGUUCGAAGCAACGUGCCUUGCUUUGUGUCGUUCCGCGAUACAGCAGCACUUCACGAUGGCGUUUUGGGAGUACACGCUGACAGGCUUCAAUGAUUUCCUCGAGCAGCGACGCGUCGCCUUCGCGGAGCCGAUGCCUGCAAGCCGCGUCUGCAGCAUCUGCGGCCGGGUGCCUUCUAGCACGGUACUGUUGCCCUGCGGUCACGUUUUGUGCGAUGAAUGCCGAGGUGAAGUCUUCGAAGGAAUGGAGUGCCCCUAUGACGGAAGAGCUUUCACGAAAGCCCAACUUGUCCGGCUUCGCUUCGAGCUGUCCGACCUUGAGCAGCUGCCCGUUGUGUGCGUGGUCGGCGGUAAGAAGUGUGCUGCAUUCGUUGGAAAAUUGUGCGAGCUGAAAGACCACCUGCGACAUUGUCGGAGCGGGGAAGUGAUGUGCGCCAAGUGUCAACGAUCUGUUGCACGUGACGUGGCCGUGGAUCACUACAGGCAGUGCUGUGACGGGAACGCUCCGCAACAUUCGUCGAGUGACGCGCGAGUGCGACGGGCCGUCCAAGAAGUCCGAGGCAUCAAAGAUGGUCUCGAAAGCUUGCGACAGCGGGCGUUGGGCGAGCGUGGAGGUGACGACGACCUUGUGAAUGAAGCCAACGACCUUGUUGAGAGAUUGACCUCCCUUGACCGUACGCUAUGCGAGGCGCAGGGAAAUGCGAGCGGCGUCGACCGAGAGGCCGUUUCUCUUCAAUCACUCCCGAGGAAACAAAUGGCUCCUGGACCUUUCCGUGCUGCGUCGAAGCCGGGCGUGUUUCACACGAUUUGCAAGUUCACGAAUGUGUACGCCGCGCGUGACUCACUCUCGAAGAACAAGAAGGAACACGUAAUAUCUACUGAGAAUUACACGCUAAGCGGCUACACCUUUUCUCUGGAUUGCAAGUUCUCGUUGUCGGGAAGUGAAGGCAACGAAGAGGCAAACGUGAAGUUCUUCUUGUUUCUGUGCGACGGGAAAUGGGACGAUUACGUUCAAUGGCCAUUCUCGAAAAAGGUGUGGUUGGUGAUCGCACACCCCAGAGAUGAGACCAAGGAUAUUAGGCUGACAAUCGACAUGAAAGAAUUCAAAUGUGCUAAGAAACCGCGCCCUGGUGCUUCGAAUUGGGGAAAAUGGACGGAGAUGAAGAAGUGGAAUGACAUUGAACUUCAAGGCUAUAUUGUCAAAGGCACCCUCUACAUCAAUGUGGAAUUUGAGUGACAGAGUGAGAGUAAGUGUUCAUGUCUAUUUCUUUUGUGGUUUUUGUAUCCCAUAGAAGUCGACCGAUUUCGCGGAAGCGAUGACACGUCUUUUCCUAUGACCGGACCUAUAGAGCUCGCUUCUAUCAUUUCUCACACUCCUCGUUUAAGGUGAAUAAAGCCUACCUGGGUACCUGAAGUCCUUUUGUUUCUAAAGUAUUCCGUUAUUGUUUGUAGUGUUCAUAUGUAGUUACAUGGUAUUUGUAUGUCGGAUGUGACAUUCCUGGUUCAAUUCUUAUCAAUAAAUUUCUUCAGAUCGGUAA